AUGUCGCAGAUCAUACCGCAAGAUCCGGGCGCUCUCAACUCUUCUGCUGUUAACGCUAAGUCACGGUACCGCGAGGACUUAUGCGACAAUCGUGUCAGUGGACAUGUUUCUGGCGAGACACUGGCCGAUGAUCUCCUUGGCCAUCUUGGAUACGACCCUCAACUCAAGCGGAACCGGUCUACGGCUCACGUCGCCUUCAUGGCCUUCGUAUUAGCAGCGAACCCUUACGGCCUCGCGACCACCUUGAACUAUCCUCUCAUCGGGGGCGGUCCAGUGAACAUUAUCUGGGGAUGGCUCCUGGUUGCGCUGAUUGUCAUAUGCGUUGCCGCCUCUCUUGGCGAGAUCACCAGUGUGUAUCCAACUGCGGGAGGUGUAUAUUACCAAGCAGCAAUGUUAACGCCGCCCAAGUACCGGGCGCUCGCGAGCUGGAUCUGUGGCUGGCUGUUUGUGGUGGGAAACAUGUCUAUCACUCUUUCUGUGAAUUUCGCAACUGCACAAUUCUUUGGUGCCUGCAUCAACGUUUUUGAGUACGAAACUGGCAAGGGAAUAUUUCCUGGUGAGACAUACCAAGUCUUCCUCAUCUUCGUCGUUAUAACAUUGUUGUGUAACGCUGUCUCGUCUCUUGGAAAUCGCUGGCUACCAUGGGUUGACACGGCUGCUAUAUUCUGGACAUUCGCCGGAGUGUUUGCUAUUACUAUUGCUGUCCUAGCUGUUGCAAAGAAUGGCCGACAUUCAGCCGCAUACGUUUUCACCCAUUUCGAGACACAAUCUGGGUGGCCUCAUGCAUGGUCCUUCUGUAUUGGUCUCAUGCAUGCUGGCUAUGCCACAUCAUCAACCGGCAUGAUUAUAUCGCAACAUGUGUGA
This is a messenger RNA of Colletotrichum gloeosporioides, 864 nucleotides long. RefSeq names its product putative amino-acid permease C15C4.04c. Gene Ontology annotation, cellular component: membrane. Gene Ontology annotation, molecular function: transmembrane transporter activity. The coding region runs from base 1 to 864 and encodes 287 amino acids. Gene Ontology annotation, biological process: transmembrane transport; amino acid transport. Lineage: Eukaryota; Fungi; Ascomycota; Sordariomycetes; Glomerellales; Glomerellaceae. The record is from RefSeq and is a predicted model, not a curated record. The transcript has 4 exons.